Hibiscus syriacus is the source of this 582-nucleotide messenger RNA. Its product is annotated as ribulose bisphosphate carboxylase small chain, chloroplastic-like. Lineage: Eukaryota; Viridiplantae; Streptophyta; Magnoliopsida; Malvales; Malvaceae. Bases 16 to 582 code for a protein of 188 amino acids. The transcript has 4 exons. The record is from RefSeq and is a predicted model, not a curated record.
CAUUACUAACCAGCAAUGGCUUCCUCGAUGAUCUCGUCGGCAACCAUUGCCACCGUCAACCACUCCUCCCCGGCUCAGGCCAACAGGGUCUCCCCUUUCACCGGCCUCAAAUCAUCCUCCACUUUCCCCGGCUCUAGGAAGGCCAACAAUGACAUCACUUCUCUUGCAAGCAACGGUGGCAGAGUGCAAUGCAUGAAGGUGUGGCCUCCACUUGGGAAGAAGAAGUUCGAGACUCUCUCAUACCUUCCCACUCUCACCUCCAAACAAUUGGCCAAGGAAAUCGACUACCUUCUCCGUUCUAAAUUGAUAUAUGAUUAUAUUCUGAGUCGCUUCGCUGUCGAGAUUAUUCCUACAGCGAAGGAUGCUUGUGAGUGGUUCGUGGAAGUGGUAAACCGUACUAAAGCUAUGGAAAUGGCUCAAAAUGAAAUAUUUGGAGAUUCAAGAGCUCAGACAUCGAAAAGAACAGGUGUGUCAUCGAGCUCUGCAUCAUCAAAAAGGGGUAGAGAUGCUGGUUGUCGACCUCCAACUAGAUCGAAGUCAGUGGCAUCCUCCGCGAGGGGAUCAAAUCUGAUGAGGGGAUGA